ACGCCGGACGCAGAAUGGGACGCGGGCGGGCCAAGCAGCCACCAAUUUCAUCAGGCCCGGAACACUGCCUGCCGUCCUCCAGAAGCACAACUUAAAAGACAUGCAGCGCUAUCCACCCGCCAGCCCGUGCUCUUUCCCGCACUCCCUGCCCGACCUCCUCGCUCGACGUUCCUCCCAGCGAGAUGGCUGAACUCACCGCAAUGGACAAGGCUUCCACAUCCAGCACGGGCCCCGAGCUCGAGAAGGGCGCGCCCCCUGCCGCCGUGUACGCGCUCGACGAGAAGCGCCGUGCAGCGCUCGCCGAGGUUGACAACGCCAAGUUCAGCUGGUUCCAUGUGAAGGUGUCCAUGGUGGCGGGUGUCGGCUUCUUCACCGAUGCCUACGACAUUUUCGCCAUCAACAUCGCGUCGACUAUGCUGGGAUACCUCUACGGCGGCAAGGGGACGGGGGCAUCUCGCAUCCUCACCUCAAACCAGUCGCUCGGUGUCAAAGUCGCGACCCCGAUUGGUAACAUCUUCGGCCAGUUCUUCUUCGGCUGGAUGGCAGACUUGGUCGGCCGUAAGCGAAUGUACGGUAUCGAGCUCAUGAUUAUCAUCAUCGCGACUUUCGGUCAGGCUGUCGCAGGCCAGGCGAAGGCCAUCAAUAUCCUGGGUGUCAUCAUCGUUUGGAGAUUUAUUAUGGGGAUCGGUAUUGGCGGUGACUACCCGCUUUCUGCUGUUAUCUCCUCAGAGUUCGCGUCGAGGCAGAGCCGUGGUCGGCUCAUGACGGCGGUCUUCGCCAACCAGGGAUGGGGCCAGCUCGCCGGUUGCAUUGUCGCAUACGUCGUGGUCGCCGCCGAGAAGCACUCUCUUCUUCGCGACAACGUCGAGAGUAUGAACUCGGUCGACUACAUGUGGCGUCUCCUCAUCGGUCUCGGCUGCGUUCCCGGGGUCAUCGCGCUGUACUUCCGUCUGACGAUCCCCGAGACGCCCCGUUUCACCAUGGAUGUCGAGCGCAACGUCAAGCAGGCAGCACAGGACGUCGAGAACUUCCUCACGACCGGCAGCUACCACGUUGACCCCGACGCCGUCGUGCAGCGCGUGCAGGCACCCAAGGCGAGCCGCCGCGACUUCUUCAGGCACUUCAGCAAGUGGGAGAACGCACGCCAGCUCAUCGGCUGCGCGUACUCCUGGUUCGCCCUUGACAUUGCGUUCUACGGCCUCGGCCUGAACAGCUCGAUCAUCCUCAACGCGAUCGGCUUCGGCACGGUGACCACCACGCUAACGGGCACCGAGUUGGUGUACCAGAAUCUCCGCAACAUUUGCAUCGGUAACAUCAUCCUCUCCGUCGCGGGCCUCAUCCCGGGCUACUGGGUCGCCUUCCUCUUCAUCGACAGGUGGGGCCGCAAGCCGAUCCAGCUCAUGGGCUUCAUCAUGCUCACCAUUCUCUUCGUCAUCAUGGGUUUCGGGUACGACGCGCUGACUGCGACGCGCGCGGGCAAGAACGCGUUCGUGUUCCUGUACUGCCUGGCGAACUUCUUCGAGAACUUCGGCCCGAACACGACGACGUUCAUCGUGCCCGGCGAGGCGUUCCCGACGCGCUACCGCUCGACCGCGCACGGCAUCUCCGCCGCGAGCGGCAAGCUCGGCGCGGUCAUCUCCCAGGUCGGCUUCGCGCAGAUGGCGAACAUCGGCGGGACGAACAAGUUUGUGAAGCACAUUCUGGAGAUCCUCGCGUUGUUCAUGCUGACGGGCGUGUUCUCGACACUGCUCAUCACGGAGACGAAGCUGAAGUCACUCGAGGACAUCUCGAACGAGGACCAGGAUGGCUUCGUCAAGGGUGUCGCCACGCCCGGCGACGCAUAAGCACUCCCACUCCUCUCCUUCGACGGGACACCCCGAUCGCCCCUCCGCGGCCCUCACGCACGCUCGUUCUUGCUCACCUCAUCAUCACCGCAUACCACGCCAUCCCCUCACUGUACGCCGUGCGUGUCGCUUGUCACGAACCUUACCCCUGUGCUACCACUGUUAUGAUCUCCCGAAUCUUUUCGGCUGCGCCUGAGAGCCCUACUGACGUUAUCCUUAUUGAGCUGCGUGUAUUGUAGCGGGAGGUUGACUCGGAGCCCUGUGUGGUCGGUCAAAAGUGUCGCUGGUCUUGUCUGCACACUUAUUGUUGUUCUAUGAUAGAAUCUAAUGCUGAUCGACUGAAGACUGCAACGCCG
Molecule: messenger RNA, 2200 nt
Organism: Rhodofomes roseus
Lineage: Eukaryota; Fungi; Basidiomycota; Agaricomycetes; Polyporales; Fomitopsidaceae
Product: phosphate transporter
Exons: 9
Coding region: 183-1844 (553 amino acids)
Biological process (GO): transmembrane transport; phosphate ion transport
Cellular component (GO): membrane
Molecular function (GO): phosphate transmembrane transporter activity
Source: RefSeq, a predicted model, not a curated record